Messenger RNA from Mobula hypostoma (lesser devil ray), 2004 nucleotides. RefSeq names its product zinc finger protein Gfi-1b-like. Gene Ontology annotation, cellular component: nucleus. Lineage: Eukaryota; Metazoa; Chordata; Chondrichthyes; Myliobatiformes; Myliobatidae. Bases 172 to 1278 code for a protein of 368 amino acids. Gene Ontology annotation, molecular function: RNA polymerase II transcription regulatory region sequence-specific DNA binding; DNA-binding transcription factor activity, RNA polymerase II-specific. Gene Ontology annotation, biological process: urogenital system development; embryo development; regulation of transcription by RNA polymerase II. The record is from RefSeq and is a predicted model, not a curated record. The transcript has 7 exons.
CGGCGCUGGGAGCAACAGUCUUCCCUUCUCCCUGCUCGGCGGCCAAUGCACAGAGCUCGGCUCAGGCUGCUCAACAACGCCCGUUAUGUUCCAACUGGACUCCCUGCCUCACCCAGGAUGAACGGCGUUCACUUUCACUGACGCGGUGACCUGAGGCGCGACACUUUCACGAUGCCUCGUUCUUUUCUGGUGAGGAGUAAGCGGUUCAACAGUUAUCAGGGCCAGCGGUUCGAUGAAGAUGAUUAUGUGAUCAGCCUGGCAAACCCUUCAGUGACUAGACAAGUGGAGACCACAGCUCAGGAAAUGCCGUCUCUUGUAAUUAAGUUAGAGGAGUCCUCGCGGAGCCUCAAACCCAUCGAAAACUCCACCUCAGUCUGCAGCUCCAAGUCAAAGUGCUGGAGAGCCCCUCAGACGCAUGCCAGCUCAGGAGACACAAAGGACGGCCACUCAGUUUCUCCAGGAACGGAGGAGGAAGCAUGCGAGAGAAGUCCCAAAUGUGAGGACCUCUGGGGACCCCGCUCCCCUUCAGGUUCAGAUAAAGUGUUUCUCCCUUCGGAAGCCGGGACACCGGGAUUACGGUGCAGGCCAUACCCCUGGACCAGAUACGCCACAGGCAGACUCAAACACCUGGUUGUGGAUUACCUGUCACCGCUGCUGGAAUCCAGAGCCACUGUCGAAAAGCAGGUCAACACACAAGCCAUUGAGGAUAAUGGACACAUCCUCUUCACUCGGAGAGGCCGAUACAGAGCUCCGUACGACUGCACCAAAUGUGAUAAGGGCUUCUCAACUCCACAUGGGUUGGAGGUUCACGUCCGAAGAUCACACAGUGGCAGCCAGCUCUUCACCUGUGAGAUGUGUGGCAAAGCCUUUGGCCACUCUGCCAGUCUGGAACAGCAUCAAGCCACACACACCCAGACCAAGGAAAAGAGUUUCAACUGCAAGAUUUGUGGGAAGAAUUUCAAACGCUCCUCCACAUUGUCCACGCACCUACUGAUCCACUCGGAUACCCGGCCAUAUCCGUGCCAGUACUGUGGGAAGUGCUUCCAUCAGAAAUCCGACAUGAAGAAACACACCUUCAUCCACACAGGUGAGAAGCCUCACAAAUGCCAGGUGUGUGGAAAGGCCUUCAGUCAGAGCUCCAACCUGAUCACCCACAGCAGGAAGCACACAGGCUUCAAGCCUUUCAUGUGUUCCAACUGUGGGAAAGGAUUUCAGCGGAAAGUCGACUUGCGGAGGCAUCAAGAGACACAUAUUGAUUUUAAUUCGGCUGGUUUAUAGUUCAAAUGGAGCGGAGUAUUCCCUGCAAUUGAGCCCAUGUGAGGCAUCCUAGUUCUCUGUUUCAGACAAUAAGCAACAACCCAGCUCUCUAACUCAACCAAUGAGUGAAUCCUGCUCUGAGAUUAAGCCGGUGAAUGGCGAACUGGUCCCGAAGACAGCCAAACGGAAACAUCCUUGCUCUCCAGUCCAAUCAAUCACAAGUACCAUACCAUUAACCUCUUCUCUAACUGAAUCAAAGUGGCAUUGUUGCCACUCAACCAGAAUUGAUGAGCUGUUCUAGAUGUUUUUGGAAUUGGUACAGGGAUGGUUUGCCAAUGGUUUGGAGCUUUACUGGCCAUUGUACAGGGAAUGCUGUUCCUUCUUUCAUUCUGGUCCAGAUGGAAAACCAUCAAAACAAGGCCAACCUCCCUGCAAAGUCUUUUUAACGUAUUUUCCAAAAAUGUUAAGAUGUAAAUAGUGCCUUAACCUGGAAUACCAAUGAACACUGAUCAGUGCUUUCUCUGAACCUCAUUGGACAAUGGCGAAGAUCUAUGUCUGUUCACAGGGAAACAUUAUUUUGUCUGUAGCUCAGUCCUGAGCUCAGUGCAACAAUGUUUUGUAAGCACUAUCCUGGUGGAUGAGAGAAUCGUGGUAUUUCAGGUUUCCGUAGUUGUAAAUGUGUGUAUGAUAUAUUUUCAUUAAUAAUAAAGAUAUCCCCAUUUACAAUGAGUGCAUUACAAUGUAAGA